GACAGCGUGAAGGCUGGCAUUCGCAAUAGAACAUCAGACUAUAUCGUGUCGGAAAACUCAUGGCCACUUUUCCUGUAUGAAGGUUACAAAGUCAAUGGCAGCAACCUCGAGCAAGGCCUCUUUGAGUCCAAAAUUCUGGUUCAGGUCAGCUGUUUGCGGCCUCAGCUUAUGUGUGAGGUUUUUCUAGUUUUAUGA
This is a messenger RNA of Suillus bovinus, 195 nucleotides long. RefSeq lists its product as uncharacterized. The transcript has a single exon. NCBI's taxonomy places the organism in Eukaryota, Fungi, Basidiomycota, Agaricomycetes, Boletales, Suillaceae. The annotation marks the transcript as partial. The record is from RefSeq and is a predicted model, not a curated record.